CUUACUCGCAACUCAUCAUGAUUGACUAUCUUCUAGGCAGACCAAGUCCAUCUUGGAAACGCACUCAGGUCUUUCUCGUCAUCAUUUUCUGGAUUUGGCGGUUGGUGUACGGUAGCCCCAAUGCUCCAAGGUUUCUAUGGCUUAGAAGAGCCAAUAGGCGUUUGCAACGUUUCUCGCCUUGGCAGAUCAUUGUUAGUACACUCACUGCGGUGUAUGCUGCUCGAAAUUUGGACAAGAUCACCGGUUUUGGAGCGCCGGAACCUCUGGCUCGUUUGUACUCGCCCUCAUACUAUCGUGCUACAUGGAUUGCGAUUGGCCUUGAUGCUGGAUUUGCUACUGCUAUGUCCAUACGCCCUAAAUGGCUUAAAGACUUCUGCUCUAUCUUAUUUUCCGUCUAUUAUAUCAUCUACGCCAAUGAAGCUGACGAAAAGAUCCGUAGGCACAGAGCUGUUCCGACCGUCGAGAUGCUCAGAACUACUUGGGAGAAGACUACUAACCCAUAUCUCCGUUUAAUUGCGCUGACGCCGCGAAUGUCUCUAUGCAAGAAAUUUCUACUGCCGAGGCCUCCCACGUCGACAUACGACCGUCCUUUAAAGGUGCAUGUGUACUUUGCGCCACCUGCUCCUCAGCUUCGGCAAGCCACGGAUCUCAUACUUGACUUCCCUGGUGGCGGGUUUGUCGCAAUGACUCCGGAACAUCACGAUGAGCGACUGCGCUCCUGGGCGCUACGCACAGGCAAGCCAGUACUCUCCGUUGACUACGGAAAGGCACCAGAAUAUCCAUACCCUUUCGCGAUUGAUGAAUGCUUCGAUGUCUAUCGGGCCAUUGUCAUGUCUACUGGACGAUGCAUUGGCAUGUCUGGGAAGAGACUUAACAUUAUAUUGACAGGAGAUUCUGCCGGUGCAACACUUGUGGUGGGCGUGAUGAUCAAGAUUUUACAACAUAAUGCCGCGCUCCCUGCUACCGUUCCUCUUCCCGCACCUGUCGCGCUUGUGCUGAGCUAUGCAGCGCUAGACUUUAAUUUUACCUCGUGGAUGUCCCCUGAGAACCUCCAGGUCCUGCGCUCGGAGCAGUCCUCGGGUAAUCUUCCGGGCAUACAUGAGUUAGCGUCACAGAAAGACCACUUGCAACACGUCAGCCCGCUGAGUAUGGUGGGGGACCGUAAACACGGGUCCGGACGACGGAAAUUGCAUAGACGCAGGAGCUGGAAAGAUACAUUGUUGGAUUUUACAGGGGUAGACGCUGACGCCGUUAGGUCGAAACAGGUACCAAGUCGGAAUCACUCCACUAAAGAUAGCGCGCGAACGAACCCAAUGCGACACGACGAUAGUGGUUUUUGGGCAGGUUCUGAAAGCGACGAGGACGAACCUGUGAGAGAGGAGGACCGGCCACUCGAGGAUCGUGUACGAUAUGUGUACCCUGAAUGUGUUGGCAGCGGCGAUGGUGCACACUUGCAUCAGACGCUCGAGAAACAGCAGGAACAACUCUCUGCAGCUGUGGCGGAGGCUGAUAACAAAGCGACGUCUACCAAUGGCGAAGACAAGAAGCGCGAACUGAUUGGCACCCGAUUGACAAUGACCAGCCGCACGGGGUAUUUCCAGGAUAGAAUUAUACCUCCCAGCAUGAUGCGCGCGAUGGCUAUCCUUUAUAUCGGUCCCCACCACAACCCGGAUUUUGCCACUGAUUAUUUUAUCUCGCCUAUCCUCACACCUGCGAAACUUCUAGCGCAGUUCCCCCCGCUUCUGAUGCAAUGCGGUGAAAAGGACCCAUUUGUGGACGAUACUGUGAUUUUUGCGGGGCGUGUCCGCGAGGCCAAACGUGCACGCAAAAUUGAAUUGGAGCUUGCACUUUCUGGGAAGAGUGCCCGAUUUGGGGAAACGCUCCAAAUGAGCUCCGCGCACCUCGAAAGUGACGAGGGGCUAGAGAGGUUGAAGAAAGAGAGGGACCAACUUGCGAAGGAGACGGAGGACGACUGGGUGCAAAUGGUGUUAUUUUCUGAUUGGAGUCACGGGUAUCUUCAGAUGAUGUCCCUGAUGAGCGAAGCGCGGGCUGUGGUGGAGGAUUUGGCCGACUGGAUGGAAGAUGCGUUUGUGAGGUACAGCGGUAAAGAAAACGGCAGCCCUUGUGGCAGGGUUGAGGUCAAACCUGUUGAUAAUGCUGGAACAAAGAAGAUCCGGUCACGGAGAAAUUCACCGCAAUCAUCGACUGUUGCUCCGAAACGGGUGAAUGGAGAGGCACACACCGAUGGGAGCCCUAGCCCAUUUACAUCUGAAACGGAGACGGACGACUCGGGUAUCACGUUUGUGGCUAGGAAGCGGCUUACUAUGACGCAGGGAAGUUCUGUGGGCUCUACACCUCCGAUGAGUUCGCGAAGGGAAUCUGGGGAGCUUACUGAGACGUUGUUGCAAGCGCAGAAGCUGGGGCAGUUACGUCGUGGGGAUAUUGAGACGGCGACUAGUACGACGCCUCAGAGCGGUACGCCUCGUGGAGGGAACGGAAAGACAGGACAACGGAUCACGGAGAGUGAAUUAUUGAGACGAAGGAGGUUAUUGGAUGCACAUAUAUUUGAAGGACAAUGUAGUUGAUGAGGAUCGACUGUACUGCUGUAGCUAUAGUUAAUAUUUCGGUUGGCUGGAAUCUAAUUAUGUUCACGGGAUGGGAAAUAACGUUGUGACCGGUACCAUCUCGGGUAGAAAUGGGAACCGGCGGCUAAGUUGAUCGUGUGGCGAUGAGAGCUGUGCUGAGA
Molecule: messenger RNA, 2746 nt
Organism: Suillus subalutaceus
Lineage: Eukaryota; Fungi; Basidiomycota; Agaricomycetes; Boletales; Suillaceae
Product: Alpha/Beta hydrolase protein
Exons: 11
Coding region: 18-2585 (855 amino acids)
Biological process (GO): triglyceride catabolic process
Cellular component (GO): cytosol
Molecular function (GO): sterol ester esterase activity; triacylglycerol lipase activity
Source: RefSeq, a predicted model, not a curated record